This is a messenger RNA of Balaenoptera musculus (blue whale), 5493 nucleotides long. RefSeq names its product interferon lambda receptor 1 (gene IFNLR1). Gene Ontology annotation, molecular function: protein binding. Bases 2313 to 3740 code for a protein of 475 amino acids. NCBI's taxonomy places the organism in Eukaryota, Metazoa, Chordata, Mammalia, Artiodactyla, Balaenopteridae. The record is from RefSeq and is a predicted model, not a curated record. The transcript has 5 exons.
CUCUGAUGUGCCUGGAGAAACAAGACCUGUGCAACAAGUUCAAGGGGCGUGUGCAAGCGGUUUCUCCCAGAGCCAGGUCGCCCUGGGUGGAGUCCAAGUCCAUGGAUUACUUUUUUGAAGUCACUGCCCCCACCAUCUUCAAACCAUCAGUCAAAUCUAGAUGACCUCGAACAGACUGUCAGUAGAAAUGGACAUUAAAGAUUCUGCCAGAAAAAAAAAAAAAAAAGAUUCUGCCAGUGAGAGCUUGGAAGGAAGCGAGGAGCGUCAUAGAGAAAAUCUAAGUCUCCUUCAAGAAUUCUUAAAUCAUCGUGAACAGACUGUUAGCAGAAGUAUGGAUACUAAAAGCACUGCCUCACAGAAGAAAGUGAGGAACAUGUUAUUGAAAAUUUCAGGAAGGGGGAUGCCUCUUAUAUACUGGCAAAAAGAUUAGCAAAAUUGUGUCCUGUCGGUAUGUGGAAAGCUGACCUUGUAAGUGAUGAAUCUGGACAUUUAUCAAGGAGAUUUGAUAAUGUUGUGUUGAAGGCAUGGCCUGGUUUAUUCUUGGUAAUCAUAGCAAAAUGCAAGGAGGAGAGAGAGAAAUUGAGGAAAGAGCCUAAACAAAAAGGAACCAGGACUUGAAGAUUUGGGAAAUUCUUAACCUAUCCAGAUGGCAAAAGAUACUAAAAUUAAGAAAUUGCUGCCACGAGUGUGACGUAGAGAAACAGCAAAGUGUGUGGUUGUACAAUCAUUUACUAAAACCUCAGAAAGAUCAAAGUGUUUAGUCAAGAAAAAGGCUCUUUGAAGAGAUUUAAGGGUAUGACACACAGUUCAGUUCCCCUCAGUCAAAUCAAGGAGCCUCUAGAAAGCUGAAGUGUCAUCCCUCAGCCAGCUCAGCUAAAGCCAAAAAUAGAGAAGGGCUUAUCUCAAAAAGAUUUGUGGAACUGGCUUCUGUCUAAUGGAGUGGGUCCUCAUGACAUCCACAGGAGACCCAUAAAAUUCUUGAGAAUUUUAUAUCAGCAGAAACACUGCCAGCUUGAACGAAAAGGGGCAGAGAGGACAGGAAAAGAAAGAAGGCUACUGGUCCCCCAAUUUCUACUGGAAGGAAGCAGACUGGUAAAACUACUUAGCUGCAAAUACCUGCUACCUUUCAUGAAAAGGAAGGAUGAUUCAGAGGGUGGAACCAAGAGCCCAGAGAGCAGAGCUGAAAGCCAAGGAGAAGUAGUUCCGAAGCCUUAAAACCUAGUACAGUUUGUGUAGCUGGAUUUCAAAACUGCUUCAGCCCAGUGACUCUUUUUUACCUCCUAUUUCUCCCUGUUUGAACCAAAAUGUCUAUAACUAUUACCCAGCGCCUAUCCCACCACCUUAUAUUGGGAGCAGAUAACUUGUACUUUAUUUUCACUGGUCCACAAAUGGAUAGGAAUUGUGUCCCAGGAGCUGUACUGAAUGGAUUGUACCCAGAGUCUCACCUGAACCUGAUUUAGAUACUUUAGAUGAUGAGAUUUUAGAACUUGAGUUGAUGCUGUAAUGGGAUGAGACCCUGGGGUACCUUGGGAUGGGGAGAAUGUAUGUUGCACUGGAGAGGGACAUGAAUUUCAAGGAGUCAGAGGGAGGACCAUGAUAGACAGAAUGACUCCCCCAAAGAUAUUCAUGCUCUAAUCCCUGAACUUCUGAAUAUGUUGGAUGUUACUAUUACAUGGCAAAAGGGAUUUUAAUUAAAUUUAUGGGUGUUAAAGUAGUGAGAUUAUCUUGGAUUAUCCAAAUGGGCUCAAUCUAAUCCCAUGAACCCUUAAAAGCAGAGAACUUUCUCCAGCUGGAGGCAGAAGAAGGGAAAAUCAGAGAGAGUUGAAGUGUGAGAAGGAUUCAACAUGGUGUUUCUGCUUUGAAGAUGAAGGGGCAACGUGAUUAGAAAUGCAGGUGCCAGGACUUCCCUGGCAGUCCAAUAAAGACUCUGUGCUUCAACUGCAGGGGGUUUGGUUUCAAUCCCUGGUCAGGGAACUAAGAUCCCACAUGCUGUGCAGCGCAGCCAAAAAUUUAAAAAAAAAAAAAAAAAAAAAAUUCAGGUGCCUUCAGGAGCUGAGAGAGGGUCCCAGCUAACAACAGCAUAGAAAUAAACCUCAGCCUCACAACCACAAGGAACUGAAUUCUGCUGACAGCAUGAAUGAGCAUGGAAGUGAAUUCUCCCCCAAAAUUCCAGAUAAGAGCCCAGGCCAGCUGACAUCUUGAUUUCCACCCAGAGUUGAGGACCCCAUCAAGCCCACCCAGACUCUGACCUACAGAACUGAGAGAUAAUAAAUCCGUGUUGAUUUAAGCCACUAAGUUCAUGGUAAUAUGUUAUGGCAGCAACAAAAACUAAUACAAAUGAGCAGGAUGCUGACAGACCAGUGACAUGUGAAGGGCACCCAAGUGGAAGGGAUGACACGAGUAAAGGAAGGUUAACUGUCUCUGGGCUGGGAGAGGAGCAGGCCUGCCUGGAGGCAGGGGGAUGGAUGCCCUGUGGCCCCCAGAAGGUCCUGAUGGGUCCUGUUCUGUUUCUGCCAGUGGAGCCAGCCCCACCUGUCCUGGUAUUCACCCGGACAGACGAGAUCCUGAGUGUCAAUGCCACGUACGAGCUGCCCCACUGCAUGCCCCAACCAGAUCUGAACUAUGAGGUGGCUUUCUGGAAAGAGGGGGCCAGGAAUAAGACCCCGUUUCCAGCCACUCCCCAUGGCCAGCCAGUCCAGAUUUCUCUCCAACCAGACACCAGCGGACACCACUGCCUCAGCGCCAGAACUAUCUACACCUUUGGCUACCCUAAAUACAGCGAGUUCUCUGAGCCCACCUGCUUCUUCCUGGAGGCCCCAGGAUCCAACUGGGCACUCCUGGUGCUGCUACCCCUUCUGCUGCCACUGCUGUUGGUCGUUGUCACAGGGCCUGUGAUCUGGAAGAGCUUCAGGGGGAACCCCUGGUUUCAUCAGGCAAAGAUGCCACAGGCCCUGGACCUCUCUGGACACAGACACCCCGGGGCAACCUUUCAACCCAGUGGUCCAGAGUGCCUGCAUGUCUUGAUCCUCUGUCCCCAAAAGGAGCUGACCAGACGGGUCAGGCUGACCCCUAGAGUCAGGGCCCCAGCCACCGUCCAGGCGGGAUCCGAGAAGGACAGCGCUGAGGAGGAGAAGCACGACAAGGAGAACACAGAUGAGGAGGACACGGACGAAGGUGUCAGCUUCCAGCCCUACACUGAGCUACCCCGCUUCCUGGGGCAGGAAGCCCAGAGCCCGGGGCAUGCUGAGGCAGGAGGGCCCUGGACUCCUCUGGUCCAGGUCGAAGGCUCCUCUGCUUGUGAUUCUUCAGACAGAAGCUGGGCCAGCACUGCAGGCUCCUCCCCCUGGGACGAGGCUGGGUCUUCUGGCUACUUGGCCAAGAAGAGGCCAGGCCGAGGACCGGGUGGGAAGGAGCUCCAGAAGCCUCUCCCACCACCCGAAUUCUCCGAGGAGUCAAGUUCCCUGGAAGAGCCCCCAAAAGACAACCCAUCCUCCUGGGUCAGCUGGGGCUUACCAUCGCCAGGGCUGAUUCUGGUCCCCAGGGAGCCCCCAGUUUCUCUUCAGACACUGACCUUCUGCUGGGACAGCAGCCCCGAGGAAGAGGAAGAGGAGGAGGAGGAGGAAGAAGAGGGUGGGAGGGAAUCAGAAAGUGAGGACAGCGGUGGCGGCAGCUGCGGGGCUGAGAGUCUCCAGGGGAUUGAGGUCAGAGGUAGGACACUGGGGCACUACUUGGCCAGGUGAGCCGUCCCUCCCAGUCUGGUGCUGCUGAACUCUCUGGGGACCCAGCAUGCCACCAAGACUUGAAAUCCUGGGAGCACCAUCGCUGGGGCAGCAGAGGGUUCUUACAGCACCUCGGGGAACCCAGCUAGAGGUGUCUGCCAGGUUGAGCAGUCAGAAGCCACCCCAUCCUGUGACCUGCCAGCUUUGGGCCGAGAGCCAAGAGGGGUGGAGACAGGGAUGGGCGGAGGUCAGAGGUUGGUUGGGUGUCAGACCACCCCACUGUCCCUGGGGUGACAGGCCAGUUGGAAAAGUCAUCCCUGCACAACAUGAAAGAGGCGAGGUCAGGUCACAGGGGACAUUGAAGGCUGACAGCACAAGGGCCCAUCUGGAUUUGGGGAGGGAAGAAAUCUGGAGGCACACCAAGUGUAGCAGGACUCAUGCCUUUCUCCAGCACCCGCUGGGCUCCCUCCUUCCCGAGGCUCGGCAUCCUGAUUUAUGAGUCCCCUAGAGUGGGCCCCAGUGAAGAAAAAUCCAGUUGGCUGAGGGUGUUGGAGAGGAAGAGGAAGGGCAUGGUCCUUCAAAUCCCAGUCUCUGAGUCAUGCAUUGCACAGUUGCCAUUAUCAAAGAGGCCUGGGUCCAAAUCCCAGCUCUGCCAUUUCCCAGUUGUGUGGCCUUAGGGGAGAUACCUUCCUUCUCUGUACCCGAGUCUCCUUUCUACAGCUCCCACCUGGGGCACGGUGAGGGUUCCGACAGAGGCGUGUGAUGCCUGCCACACCAUUGGCACUCACCACGUGGUGGCUGGUAGGAUUCUCCAUCCACCCAGACUCUGAGCGGACCGCUGGGCAUCUCCCACCUGUGACCCUAAAUUCAGAGUGACUGGAGUUCUCACCUCUAGUCUUUCUCCUGCCUCCUGCUCUCGCUGACCCCUGCCUCCUGGUCAGGAAACUGAGUUCUCAGAAGCUGGAGCCCAGCCAAGGGUCCCUCUCCCUUUUCCCAGCGAAGAAAAUACCAAAUGGCCCACCUUCUAGGGGGUCUGAUUCAUUGGUGGUGGGGUAGCAACCCAGCAGGGAGUCGGACCCCUGGGCCUGUGAUCCCCAUCUUAGCACUUCAGACCCUUUAGGUGACCAUUGUGGUUGUAAAGACAUCCCAUUUCCUCUUCCAGUUUUGAGAAACCACUGUCUUCUGGAAACAGGUGACUGUCCUUACCGGAGGGUAGUGAUGGAUGUUCUCAAACAACAGCUUUAUUAACCUACACCCACCAGUAUAUGGAUGAGCAGAGCUGAGUCUUCACUCGUUAGACCAACGUUUGGUCAGUUUUGUGGCCCUGCAGGGACCACAGGGAUCAGAACAAUCCUUGGCUCUGCCAUUUCACCUGCCAGGACUUAAGUUCCUCCAUCUGUGUAAAAAGCAUCUUCAUAAGCAUUUUAUCCACCGGGCUGUGCUGUUCUGAAGCCAACGUGAGGGUAGGACAUUAAUGAAAGAUCUGGAAAAGCUUCUCGAGGGCAUCUGGUCCAGGGGUUCUCAAACUGUGUUCCCAAAAGGCCUUGGGCUUCACGGGAGGCGUCUUAAUCUCAGGGGGAGCCGUGGGCUGUAGGAUCACCCCAGUGCAACCAGAGCAGCCUCCCUGGGCCCUGAUUUUCUCCAGUGGCCCUCUACGUAAGAUUGUGCUUAGGAGUUUCAACUGCUAAAGAAAACGUUAGCAAACCCCUUUUUAUUUUUUUUUUAUUUUUAUUUUUUAAAUUUAUUUAUUUUAUUUUUGGCUGUGUUGGGUCAU